This is a messenger RNA of Cavia porcellus (domestic guinea pig), 2739 nucleotides long. It is a transcript of the gene Glul, whose product is annotated as glutamate-ammonia ligase. Gene Ontology annotation, cellular component: cytoplasm. The record is from RefSeq and is a predicted model, not a curated record. The coding region runs from base 155 to 1276 and encodes 373 amino acids. Gene Ontology annotation, molecular function: glutamine synthetase activity. NCBI's taxonomy places the organism in Eukaryota, Metazoa, Chordata, Mammalia, Rodentia, Caviidae. The transcript has 7 exons.
GCGGCCGAUAAAGGCGGCGGGCAGCGGGCAGCCGGCGGAGCCGAGAAUGGGAGAGGCGCGGGACGCUUGAGUGGGACAUCGGCCUCUCUCCGCUCUCCUCGCCUCGCUUUGGCGGCUGCCGUCCUCCUGCUCGCCGCCCGGAACAUCCUCCACCAUGGCCACCUCAGCGAGUUCCCACUUGAACAAAGGCAUCAAGCAGGUGUACAUGUCCCUGCCUCAAGGUGACAAAGUCCAAGCCAUGUAUAUCUGGAUUGACGGUACUGGAGAAGGACUGCGCUGCAAGACCCGCACCCUGGACAGUGAGCCCAAGAGUGUAGAAGAGUUACCUGAGUGGAAUUUUGAUGGCUCUAGCACUUUCCAGUCAGAAGGCUCCAACAGUGACAUGUACCUUAUCCCUGUUUCCAUGUUUCGGGACCCCUUCCGCAAAGACCCCAACAAACUGGUGUUCUGUGAAGUUUUCAAGUACAACCGGAAGCCUGCAGAGACCAAUUUAAGACACACCUGUAAGCGGAUAAUGGACAUGGUAUGCAACCAGCACCCCUGGUUUGGCAUGGAGCAGGAGUAUACUCUGAUGGGGACUGAUGGCCACCCCUUCGGCUGGCCUUCCAAUGGCUUCCCUGGGCCCCAAGGUCCAUAUUACUGUGGUGUGGGAGCAGACAAGGCCUAUGGCAGGGAUAUUGUGGAAGCUCAUUACCGGGCCUGUUUGUAUGCUGGCGUCAAGAUUUCAGGGACAAAUGCUGAAGUCAUGCCCGCCCAGUGGGAAUUCCAAAUAGGACCCUGUGAAGGAAUCUGCAUGGGAGACCAUCUCUGGGUGGCCCGUUUCAUCUUGCAUCGCGUGUGUGAAGACUUUGGAGUGAUAGCAACCUUUGAUCCUAAGCCCAUUCCUGGAAACUGGAAUGGCGCAGGCUGCCACACCAACUUCAGCACGAAGGCCAUGCGGGAGGAAAAUGGUCUGAAGUACAUUGAGGAGGCCAUCGAGAAACUAAGCAAGCGGCACCAGUACCACAUCCGUGCUUAUGAUCCCAAGGGGGGCCUGGACAAUGCCCGGCGCCUAACUGGAUUCCAUGAGACCUCCAACAUCAACGACUUUUCUGCUGGUGUAGCCAAUCGUAGCGCCAGCAUCCGCAUUCCCCGGACUGUUGGCCAGGAGAAGAAGGGUUACUUUGAAGACCGGCGCCCUUCUGCCAAUUGUGACCCCUUUGCUGUGACAGAAGCCCUCAUCCGCACCUGCCUUCUCAAUGAGACUGGCGAUGAACCCUUCCAGUACAAAAACUAAGUGGACUAGACUUGCAGCUGUCCAGCCCUUCCUAGUUCCCGCCCUCCUCCAGCUCCUCCCUGUCUCCCAGUGGUCCUCCUUGUCCCCACUGUAACUCAAAGGCUGUAAUAUCAGGUCUUUUUAUUCCUCAUGCUCAGUUAAUCUUGCUUUCUUUGGCCAGGAGAAGAGGGGCCAAAUUCUUAAUCUUUUCACACCCACGCCCCCUUUCUGUCCCUAUCACGGAAUCUUGCUAAUGCAUUAGUGGGGACGCGGGCAGGGAAACUAACCACUGCUUUCCCCUCGAGUGUGCUGGUCCAGCAGGUUCAGCUCUCCGGACAGAGCAGAUGUGCUCUGAGGGAGCAGGGAAGGAGAGGAAUUUCCCCAUGGGGAGCUGACAAGGGAAGAGCCUGACAGGUUAAGUGAGACCCCUCUGGGAAGCUUGUUUUCUCAGGUGUAAGUAGAAAUGAGAGGAGGAGGGAUGGUCGGGGAUCAGGGAGGAAAUGCCCCUCCUUGGUCUCUGGCUGCCAUGCUCCCCUACUUGGGGCUCCAUGUCCUCCCAUGAACACAGAGCUGAGAAAACCGAUGGACAGCCCUACUUUCAAAGAAGAAAAGCUUCUUACCCCUUGGUCCUCCAUUUAUAACAACAAAGCAGAGUAGUAUUUUUAUAUUUAAAUGUAAAAACAAAAAAAAGUCUAUAUGGGUUUCUAGAUAAGUGUGGGUUUUUUUGGUUUUGGGGUUUUUUUUCCUUCCUAAAAGAAAUCAUCUUAGUUACUGGGUACCAAAUUGGGUUUAGAAAUAAGGAUUUCCUUGCGGGUAGGGGUGGUCAGUGUGGCUCUUGGUCCUUUAUUGUAAGGGUGUCCCUGCCCUUCCCAGCUUUUGCAGGAGGAGGAUACACAGUCCUAGCCAUCACCUGAGCCUCGUGGCUGGGUUUAAAGGCACAAGUGCCAGCCCACACCUGGGCUUGGAAGUGUGAGUUGGCUGGUCAACUUGAGUGUGUCACGAGUACAGGAGUUCUUUUCCAGUGGGGCUAGCAUGCCACUAAAACAGGCCUUUUGAUAUAUUACGUUUUUAAAAGGCAAGACAAGUUUAGAUUUUAAUCAAGUUUUUAGGGUUUUUAAGUGUAAUUUUACAGAAUUGCCUGUUUGCUUCAGCUGUCUCCUUCCGUUCUGCUCUUAGAGUUGGGGACAGGGCUAGAGUUAAAACUCUUGUUUUGUAUCUAAAUGUCUGUCUUCCCAGUGCAGAAUAUUCCUCUUAAGUGUCCUAAGGAGUUGUUUCUUUUAUAAUAAACCCCACUUCCAGUCCUCCAUUUUCCCUCCUGUCCUCUGGUUUUUUGUGCGGGGCGCAGCAGGCCAGCUGUGGUUUUCUCUUGCCAUGAAGACUUCUAAUUGCCAUGUACAGUAUGUUCAGAGUUAGAUAACUUCUCAUUGUAAACAAACUGUAACUGCCCAGAGCAGUGCUUAUAAAUCAGCCUAACAUUUACAAGA